GACCAUUUCUGUUGUGUCUUACAAACAUGGAUUCGAAACCAAAUCCCCACCUGGAAUCCUUAAUCCCAUAAAUUCAUUAAACCCUAGAUUUGAUUUCUCAAACACCCAACUUUCUGACUGAAAAAGGAAAGAUAAAUUGAACACGGAAAGAAAGAAAACAAUUUUCUCUUCCCUCGUUAGAAUUUUCCUUUCUCAAUAUAAACCAUUUCCAUGUUCCAGCUGAUUCUCAAGACCUUAUUUUUAGAUCACUAACUUGUUUUUUUUUCUUUUUUUUAGAAAUCUCAGAUACCCAUUUCUUCUUUUUUGUUUUUGUUUUUGUUUUUUUUUGUUUUUCCCUUUUUGGGUUUUGUGAGGCAUGCAUAGAUCUGGGGUUGCGAUGGCUUGGAAUGUGUUCAAGUUCUGCACAGCUCUUCGGGGUCUGGGCUCGAUCAUGAUCCUUUUGGUUCUCGGAGUGGUCGGUGUCACCUAUUACGCCGUCGUUUUGACUAAUUACGGACCGGCUCUCUACGAUGGUGGCCUUUAUUCUCUCAUUUCUCUUGCUGUUUUGAUCUUCUUCCAUUGCUUGUUGGUGAUGCUAUUGUGGAGUUACUUUUCUGUCGUUUUGACGGAUCCGGGCAGUGUUCCACCGAACUGGAGGCCUGCUGUCGAUGAAGAGAGAGGAGAAGCCGAUCCGUUAAAUAACGGGUCGGAGUUCACUAGUUUGCAGGCUGAACCAUCUAACCAAAGAAUUCGGUAUUGUCGAAAGUGCAACCAGCUGAAACCGCCUCGUUGCCAUCAUUGCUCUGUUUGUGGGCGGUGCGUGCUUAAAAUGGACCACCAUUGCGUAUGGGUUGUUAACUGCGUUGGCGCGUUAAAUUAUAAGUAUUUCCUUCUGUUCUUGUUCUACACAUUUCUUGAGACAAGUCUUGUGACGCUAGCAUUGCUACCUCAUUUCAUUGCAUUCUUUAGUGACGACGAAAUACCCGGAACACCCGGGACCCUUGCGACUACAUUUCUUGCCUUUGUAUUGAAUCUGGCAUUUGCGUUGAGUGUUCUGGGAUUCCUGAUCAUGCAUAUAUCACUGGUAGCUGCAAAUACGACCACUAUUGAGGCUUAUGAGAAGAAGACCACUCCAAAAUGGCGAUAUGACCUCGGGCAAAAGAAGAAUUUCGAACAGGUGUUUGGGGCUGACAAGCGAUACUGGUUCAUCCCCGCAUAUUCAGAAGAAGAUUUACGGCGGAUGCCAGCACUUCAGGGUCUCGAGUAUCCAUCGAAACCCGACUUUGAUUCUCAAGAGUUCUAAGAAGCAAGAACCGAGAACCGCUUAUGUGAUAACACAUGAAAUUUUCCUUGUAAAAUAGAUAUGGGGACCCUGGGAAAAGGGUCCCUUUACAAUCUUAACUUAUCCAACAGCUCACAACACUUGAAAUCACUCAUUCCCACGGCCAUAUAAACUUAAUAGUAGAGAGAGAGAGUGUGUGUACUGAGUAACAGAGGAGAUGAAUGCAAGAUGAUAGAGAGAGUUAUUUGUGGGUAUCAGAGUUACAAGGAUGGCCAGUUGGUUUGAAUUUUUUUUUUU
Molecule: messenger RNA, 1558 nt
Organism: Morus notabilis
Lineage: Eukaryota; Viridiplantae; Streptophyta; Magnoliopsida; Rosales; Moraceae
Product: probable protein S-acyltransferase 14
Exons: 7
Coding region: 356-1282 (308 amino acids)
Biological process (GO): peptidyl-L-cysteine S-palmitoylation; protein targeting to membrane
Cellular component (GO): endoplasmic reticulum; Golgi apparatus
Molecular function (GO): protein-cysteine S-palmitoyltransferase activity
Source: RefSeq, a predicted model, not a curated record